Messenger RNA from Solanum tuberosum (potato), 1176 nucleotides. RefSeq names its product ataxin-7-like protein 3. The record is from RefSeq and is a predicted model, not a curated record. NCBI's taxonomy places the organism in Eukaryota, Viridiplantae, Streptophyta, Magnoliopsida, Solanales, Solanaceae. The coding region runs from base 267 to 839 and encodes 190 amino acids. The transcript is spliced from 4 exons. Gene Ontology annotation, cellular component: DUBm complex; SAGA-type complex.
UUUAAUGCCUCUACCCGAAUGCGCCUAUCAAAAUACUACACGAGGCAGUUUACAAAGUAGCUGACCGUAGAGCUCCAAAUUCCCGACCCGACCCGAACACUGAAGCCCAUCGUCCCUUCUGCCCCUGUUCCCAAAUUCAGGUACGAAAUUCCCAACUCCUCUCUGUUGAAGGAACAAUCUUCUUUCUCGAUCUGUUGCAGGUUUUUUUCUUGUGCCGAACCUUGUGGUGUGGAUUUUAUUGUUCAUUGAUUUCUGAGGAGAGAUUCAUGUCGGCAUCAAAUGAGGAUAACAUCUCUCAACCACAAGUAACCCACAUCUUAAAUGAAACCAGAAACUUAUAUUUGCUGUUGUCCGCUCAUGUUUUUGAUGAGCUUCUUGAUUCCAUCAUUACUGAUGUUGCAUCUGAGUGUCACCGCGUAGCGAAACUAGGCCUUGAUCGUAAUUUAGAAGAAGAGGAGGAAGAACUUCGGUUGUCUGCACAAGCCCGGGCAACAGUAGCUGAUCCUAGCAACAGUAGUGAAACAAAUGGCAAAUAUGUCGUAGAUAUAUUUGGGCAAACCCAUCCUCCUGUUGCAACUGAAAUAUUUGAAUGUAUGAAUUGUGGCAGAUCUAUCAUGGCUGGGCGAUUUGCUCCUCACUUGGAGAAAUGCAUGGGAAAGGGGAGGAAGGCCCGUCUUAAGGCAACAAGAAGUAGCACUGCUCAGAACCGAUAUACACGAGGCAGUUCUGCUUCAACCUACUCCCCUUAUUCAACUCCCACCAGCACGAGUCGAUUACCAAAUGGAAGUUCCGGUGUUUCAGGUCAUGAGUACUCAAAUGGCUCCUUAGAAGACUUGUGACAUGGCCUUGGAUGGAUGCAGUGGUGGGGGCUGAUUCAUCUUCAGGUGAAGGAUUGAACUGAGAAGACAACCCACUGUUGUUGCAUCCUUUCGUGCCAUAAGAGGAGCUGGUGGAAGUAGCUGUACUGGUUCGUCAUACAACGCAGAUGCUGCUCAUAGUAUGGUUAGAUAAUAACUGUAUGAAAACAUGGGUUUCCCAUACAAAUGGUUUAUAGUACACAUUGACUUUCACAAGAGAGAUGAAUAGCAUUAGUUUAGUAGAGAUUAACAGCAUUGUAAAGGAGAUCUCACUGCCUGCCUCAAUAUUCUAGUUCAAAGCUAAUGCCUUCUUUAGCAA